AUGGCUGUUGGGGGCGGGCUGCAAGCGAGGCGGCGGAGCCUCCGAGGCGGAACCUCCAGUGCUUAUCACGGCAGACCUUUGAAAGCCGCUGGCUGCGCAGCCGCUGCACUGUGCGGAUUGCUGUUGAGCCAUUUGCAUGGCAGUUUUGCAGCAUUCGCUCCCUCGGCUCCGUCGCGGCAGCGGGCUGGGAAAGUGAGGCUACUAGCAGCUUCCGACUCCGAGCUGACCUCCAAGAAGGCAGACCUCGCAGAGCGCUUGAAGGCUGAGGCUACGGCAGCAAAGAAGGCGCGCUCCAAGGGCUUCGCCAUUAACACACAGAGCUUCGAGGCGCUAAUCGAGAGCUUCGAUUCUGAGAGGUUAGGCCCCGUGGAGGCCACAGACAAGCUCCUCACCACCGACGGGCUCCAGCAUGAUGACGCGAGUCUCAAGAAGCUGGAGAAAGCCACCUUGAAGUGUUUGGCUCGUGGCGACCACGACUCGCUUCAUCUCACCGUGGAUCGGCUUUUGCAGUGGCCUGGGCUUGAGCCGACCCAGGAUGAUGCAUCGGCAACUAAAAACGCGCAGUUUUUCCCGGUUGUCUACACGGUGUUCACAGCAGUGCGGAGCUAUUGCAACGAUAAUGCGGACUUCUUCGACAUGGUCCAGCUUGGCAUGACGCUGGAGGCGUUGAUGAAGCUGGCAAGAAAGAUGUGGGCUGCAGAUGACCGCAUCAACAACGCCAUGACUCUGAUCCUGAACAAGGAACUCUACGAGAAGGGCCGCGAUCCGAUCGAUGGGCCGGCAGACAUCAUCGGCACGCUGGGCCUCAGAGAGACCUUCCAGGUCAUGGCUUAUGCUGCCCUGGACAUGCCCAAGGACGAGAUGAAACACGUCGAUGCCGUUUCUUCGAUGGCGUGGGCUCUGGCUACUGCCAACGUCCCCUUGGCCUCCUUGCAGGUUAAGGUUGCCAAAGGCAUACUCGCUAACAUCGACAAG
Messenger RNA from Symbiodinium sp. CCMP2592, 975 nucleotides. The record is from the annotation of a GenBank genome assembly. Lineage: Eukaryota; Dinophyceae; Suessiales; Symbiodiniaceae.